Psilocybe cubensis is the source of this 1752-nucleotide messenger RNA. RefSeq lists its product as uncharacterized. The transcript has 3 exons. Lineage: Eukaryota; Fungi; Basidiomycota; Agaricomycetes; Agaricales; Agrocybaceae. The record is from RefSeq and is a predicted model, not a curated record. The coding region runs from base 1 to 1752 and encodes 583 amino acids.
AUGCAACGCAACAGAACCGUGCAAAUUCCAUUGCUAAACAAUCCAUACACGGAGGGCAUUCAAAUGUCCGAUUUCAAAAAGCUACCAUUGGACUUGCUGAAGGAAUACGCGAUUUAUUACAGACUACCCAGAGCGUCUGAGCUUUCUGCUGACGAGAUUUAUUCACUACUACGAGGACACAAAUGGAUUCCAGCGCUCAAACAUCACGUUUGGAUUCCACGACCUGAUUAUAUGGGCGUAACCGUGUCAAGAGAUAUCGAAGACCUCGAAAAAUGGUACACUGCCGCUGAGGAACGUGCUGCUGAACAGAAAACCGCGAAUUAUACACGCGAUCCAUGGGCUACCCGCAACCACUUGCGCAAGCAAUGGGCGACGGCACAAAAUAGGCGGAGGGAGGGAUCUACGAGCAAGCGAAGUGAAGAUGUAACUUGUGAAGUCGAAGGACCGGAGGUAGAGACCCCAGCAAAUAUCCCCAGCGCUGAGCCGACUCCAGUUGUAGAGCUGACGGAGGCCCAGAUUGCUCUUUCCAAGGCUCGAAAGGCCUUAACAUCAAGCAACACGUAUCGCAGGAUUGGAAGACGCUCUAUAGUCCUCGAAGGAGAUAUACUGCUGGAGGCUAAGACUCAGCAGGAGCAGCGACAGCAACAGAACCACUCAACCGCGGAAGAUCAGACGCACGGUAAUGGGGAGACAACAGCGACGUCGAACUUGGAUCGCCAAUCUACAAACCAAACACCAUCAGCCUCUCCACCCCGAACUUCUCCAAAGAAAUCUGCCACUCGAAAACGACGCGUAGUUCGUAAACUGCCUAGCGCAUCUACUUCCCAAAAUCCUAGCCAACACGAUCACUCCGUACAGAGGACCUCAUAUCAGGAGGAGAAUACGUCAGACAAAUCUACCACAACGACGAUACCUGAAGUGGAACCUUCUUCGGCUAGUAGCCCACCAGCACACAUUCCAGCUUCCUCUGUUUCCACACCAGAGCAAUCUUCCACUUUCAGCGAUCACAAGAGGCUACUCAUCCGGAAGGCCGACCCAGUACCAUUGCCGGAACUGACCUUCGAAGCUCGCAACAAGAAGGAAACUGCAGCACCCCCACAACCACCUCUACGCCAAGACUUGGUGUAUAUAGCCUGCACUCUCCGCAGCAAAAACAAGGAUGAGCAACAAGCGAUGCUCAAGGGCCUACACGACGAGAAGAAGCAUAGUGAUGCAUCCACGUUCACAAAUGGAUUCAAAUUGAUGUUCCCUGGGGCGUUGUCGCACGCAGUCUCAUCGGGCGCAUACGCCGCCGUAUCUUCAAUCCAGAAUAUCUUUGGUUCUCAGAGGUCGAGCAAUAAACGCUCUCGCGCUCAGGUGGAUGACGACGCAGAGGAAGUCAGGCAAGAAUCAGACGCGGUCCACGAUGAUCUGCCUGUACACAUGCGCAAGCGGGCCCGAUGUGACGCAGGCCCGUCCAGGACUCACAUUCGAGCUGGGCCGUCAUCAGCGCCUUCGGACUCAUCAAUGCCUGUAUUCACAAGCCCCAACCUCCUCGUUCCCCAACCUAGGAAGACAGUUGAUCGUCUCGCGGGCUACUAUCGCGUAGACGAGGCUGGCCUUCUCCAAUCUCACGCCGCUGACUCCGCUGCUGCUGGAGUUCAAGCUGGUCCGUCGAGUCGUCGGCCAGUCCUACACCCAAGCUCAUGGAGAAAGACUGUUUCUUCAGCGCGUCAAGCGGCUCGUAGGAAUGCGAAGCGGAAACGAACGUAG